Molecule: messenger RNA, 1542 nt
Organism: Cladocopium goreaui
Lineage: Eukaryota; Dinophyceae; Suessiales; Symbiodiniaceae
Source: the annotation of a GenBank genome assembly
AUGGCGCGAGAUGAAGACAAGUUGCCCAUCGACCUGGCGGUGGAGCUGGAACGUGCUCGCAGGCUGGGAGAUCGUUUCGACGGUGGGGAGGAUGGCAGCGGUGAACUUGCACGAGAACAACGUGCCAGGCGUUUGAGUGCCGAGUUCCUGAACCACGUGAGCUUGGGCAGUUUGCUGGGCAGAGCCACACAAGGCAUCGCUCAGCUGGAGGAGAGUCUCGAGCUUCAGAGGCAAAAACAGCUGAAGGCGCUUGCAGCCGAAACCUUUGUUGAGGCGCCACCUGUCGCCCCCAGUCCAUUGGAACGAAAUCUACAGCGGACCUUGGAUGACGUCACUGUCAAGAACGUCUUGGACUUUCGCAACACCACGGGUUUGUCCGCCGAGGCCACUGCAACCUCGGCGGUCUGUGCUGUGGCCAAUCUGGAUGACACGGUCCAGAUGAGUAUUCAUAGCCUGAAUCCCGACAAGCCCUGGGAAGGUGCUAUGGAGGUGCUGAACAAACCCGGGCACUUCAUCAACACAUUGCGUCGCUUUCCUCAGGCAGUGUUUGCCAAGAAGGUUUCAGAGGAGAACAUCGUGGCGGCGCGGCACUUUCUGCAAAUGGCGCGGCGUGGAGCCGAAGAAGCCCCGCCGGAGGUGAAUUGCAAGAUGAGGGACUACAAGCCUCUCCGGCCCAAUGGGGAGGCCCGGCCCUUGCGCACUGACCGCCCAACGCUCUUGAGUCCACGGGUGCCAAUGGUGCAGCCUGCUGCUGCAAAGGCUGCAGGUCGAAGCAUUCCAGUCCGACAAGUUGGCUCCGUGGCGGCUCCGCCCGGCGCCCCGCGACGCAUGGCGAUGGGACAAGGCGAAUCUUGUGGCCUUCGUUCCUCCAAGAGCCAGGAUGUUCGCCCCGCCACUGCCCGCGCCGCCAGCCCCGCGCAGCCACGGCAGGUCUCGCCGCGGCCGGCACCCCGCCGGACCGGGCAGAGCCUCACAGCGCCCGCCAGCAGACCUGCGGCCGUAACCCCCACCCCGCCAGCGCCGGCUGCCCGGGGCGUGCGGGAAAGGAGUUUGGGCAGCAGCCAACGCAAUUUGGCGAGACCUCAAACUGCCAGGGCCGCCAGACCUCAGAGUGCUAGGAGAACUCAAACUCCGACGGUAAGACCACAGAGUGUGAGAAGAUCUGAUGGUGACACGCUGGGUCGAAGCCAAUCUCGAGUUUCACCAAGGCCUACAAGGUCCUCGAGCACGACGCUGUCGUCCCGUGGGACCCUUGGGACCUCCAAGAGCGCCAGCCAGUUGAUGCGCACUGGUAGCGGGACACCAGGAUCUCCUGCAACAGCCAUGGACUUGCCAUCGGUGGAGGAAUUGAAACGAAUGAUCGCAGAAACUAAGAAGGAGGUGCUUGGAAGUGCUGCUUGGGGGUGCGCGAAAUCCGUGCCGCGGGGCCCUGAGAUCACUGUUACGACACCAGAAAACAUCCAGGAGCGGAAGGACAAGCUGGCGCAGACGAUUGCCACCCAAAGUGAGCUUCGCGAAUGGCGCUGGAAGCAGGCGCGCUGU